CAUCACGUCGUUGUGUCAAACCCGGAAAUAUACAACAAGAAAAAGCGGAUGUUUUCUCUCUAGGCUUGUUAACUUUUAUUUUUUCUCAAAACCAUGGCGGUUGCGAAGAAAGUCGUUGUAAUAGUUUAAUUUCUUUUUAAUUACUUUUACAUAAAACUUUCCGGGAUGCUGCUUUUAUCCCGCGCGGUUUGCUGCGCUUUUCUCGCGUGCGCUGUAAUGGCUGCGGUGGCAGCACGAGCGCUUCUAACCGGAAUGGAGCAUGGCAUAUUCUUGGCUCUCUGCGCUGUUACUCUGAGCAUAGCCUGCGCUCUCUGUGCUGCGUGUGUGAGAGCAGACAGGUGCAGUGUGUUCAGCGUCAUGCAUCACUUCCUGUCCGUUAGGCGCGUGAGUCAAACAGGGAGACGGCAGCGAGACGCACUGGAAAGAGACACCCUGUGUGUACGGAGAGCGCAGGAGGAGACGCUGCUCAGACGUCUGAGAGACACUAAACACACCCACUAUGGACUCGAGCAUCACUUUGGUUCUAUCACAGACUCUACGGAAUUCCGGAAGCGUCACCCGGUCACCACGUACGCUCAUUACGAGGAGCUCAUACGGCGAGUCGCCGCCGGAGAGACAAAGCUCGUCAUCACGGAGACGCCUGUCCUGACGAUGACCUCGGGGUCGUCAGGGUGCCCCAAAAUGCUCCUGAGCACCGAAGAAACCGACCGCGACUACUUUUCACAGGGCGUGUCCGUAUGCGCAGACGUCAUGAAGAAGUAUUUCCCGGGUACCGCGAGUCUCCAGACGACCUUCAGACUGGUUUACCCAUCGGCCGAGCGCUACUCCGAGGCGGGACUCCGAAUUUUGACAACGCCGUUUUCCUCCGAACACACGCACCGUCUUUGCACGAGUCCGCAGCCGUCUUACAAGGUGCAGAAUGAGCGCGACGUUCUGUACCUUCACCUGCUGUUCGCCCUGAAGGAUCGUCACGUCGGCAUCCUGGAGUCCAGCUUCUCCUUCCUGGUGCUCGACGCAUUCAGACUCCUGGAGGAACGUUGGGAGGAGCUGGUGGACGACGUGGAAUCGGGCCGGAUCAGUUCCAGGCUUCUUCUGGAUGCUCGGAUCAGGUCGGAGCUGGAAAGGCGACUGCAGGCGGAUCCUGUUCGAGGGGCCGAACUGAAGACUGCUGUCACCGAGGGCUUUGGAGGCAUUGCUCUCAAACUGUGGCCUCGUUUACACCUGAUUCACACCAUCGACUCGGGGCCACAUCAGAUUUAUGGAGAAAGUCUCAGGCAGCACUACUGCAGGGGCGUGGCCUUCUAUUCUCCGCUCUACGCCGCCUCAGAAGGUCUGAUCGGAGUGAACCUGUGGCCGCUGCAGGACAGGAGACAUUACCUGCUCUGUCCUCGCUCCAUUUUCUUCGAGUUUCUACCAGAGGAACAUUUAGAUGCUACAAACACACCCGACACACUGCUUAUGGAUGAAGUGGAGGAGGGGAAGAACUACGAGCUGAUAAUCACCAACGCCUCAGGACUGUUCAGGUGUCGCCUUGGAGACGUUGUGAAAGUCGUUGGAUUUCACAAUCAGUGUCCAGUGGUGGAGUUUUCUUACAGGCCCAGUGAAACGCUAAACGUACGAGCCGAAAAAGUGAACGAAGCCUUGUUUUUAGCCGCGCUUAAGAAAACGCUGACACAGUGGCCUGGCGCUAAACUGGUGGAUUACUGCUGCGCUGAGAGUGGAAUUCUGGGAGACUCAUCAGGAGGAGCUCAGCCUCAUUACCUGGUGUUCCUGGAGCUCACAGGGGUCAGGAACCUCACAGAGGUGCAGCGGUAUAAGCUGGAUGCGUGUCUGCAGGCAGACUCCGCCCUCUACAGGUCACUCCGGACCAAAGGCAGCAUCGGACCAAUGAGAGUGCAGCUCGUUAGCCAGGGGGCGUUUUACCAACUGAGGAGUCACGUGACGUCUUCCUGCCACACCUCCAGCAACACGUUUCAGAUGCAGCGCCUCAUCCGCAGGAAAGAGUACGCCGACUUCCUGCUGAGGAAAACCAUUUCCUGAUGGGCAGCACGGCAUUGCGGGACAGACAGAGCAAGAUAACCCAAAACGCCACCAUGUUCCCAUUGCAUCGCUAAAGAAUGCAAACAACAAAUCAUUCGACCUUUACACUGGUUCAUUAAAGCGAUAUAAACGAGGGUGUGUUAGCAAACUAGCUAAAUCUAUUAGCAUCUCAAAUGGUUCACCGAUAUGAUAGAAAACACGUGCCAUUGAACCUCUCAACUUCCUGUCAUCUUGAAAAGGUGAAAUUUGAAAGAGGCUAAAGAAGUAAAAGGGAAGGAAAAUGAAAAAA
Molecule: messenger RNA, 2329 nt
Organism: Silurus meridionalis
Lineage: Eukaryota; Metazoa; Chordata; Actinopteri; Siluriformes; Siluridae
Gene: ghdc
Product: GH3 domain containing
Exons: 10
Coding region: 166-2040 (624 amino acids)
Cellular component (GO): cytoplasm
Molecular function (GO): acid-amino acid ligase activity
Source: RefSeq, a predicted model, not a curated record